Humulus lupulus (European hop) is the source of this 835-nucleotide messenger RNA. RefSeq names its product rhodanese-like domain-containing protein 10. Gene Ontology annotation, cellular component: chloroplast. The transcript has 2 exons. NCBI's taxonomy places the organism in Eukaryota, Viridiplantae, Streptophyta, Magnoliopsida, Rosales, Cannabaceae. The record is from RefSeq and is a predicted model, not a curated record. The coding region runs from base 37 to 723 and encodes 228 amino acids.
CAUUGGAUAGAGAGAGAGAGAGAGAGAAAGAAAGAGAUGUCAGGUCAGUUAAUAAACCAGCUCUGCAACGCGUCCACUUUGAGCCUGAAAACGACGUCGUCAUUGCAUCCAAAGCCUGGUCUUUCCCACACCACCAAACGGGCCACCAGAACGGUUCGACUCUACGCCGUGUCGAGGAGCAAUGCCAGAGAACUCAUACAGUCAGGGACUGUACGGCCUGUGCGGCCGAGCGAAGCCAGCGCCGCCAUCGACGAUGAGGGGUUCGUGCUCUUGGACAUCCGACCGGACUGGGAGAGAGAGAAGGCGCACGUGACGGGGUCUCUGCACGUGCCGCUGUUCGUGGAGGACAAGGACAACGGUCUUCUCACUCUUCUGAAAAAGUGGGUUCAUUUCGGCUACAUUGGGCUGUGGACGGGCCAAUAUUUCACGACGUUGAAUCCUGAUUUUCUCGAGAAAGUGGAGGAAAGUGUUCCUGAUAAGACUACCAAGCUUCUUGUAGCUUGUGGUGAAGGACUCAGGUCAAUGAUGGCAACAUCAAAACUAUACGAAGGAGGGUACGAAAACUUGGGAUGGUUAGCAGGAGGAUUCAAUAGAAGUAAAGAUGAGGAUUUUGCAGCCGUUGAAGGCUCUGAAAAAUUAGAGUAUGCCACCAUAGGAGGUGUCUCCUACAUUUUUCUUCAGUUACUCAUCCUUUUACGAGCUGUUGGUAACGACACUAAUUGACCCCUAACACAAAUCUAUCUUCUUUUCUUUUUUUCUUUUCAAUUAAAAAAAGUGUUUGCUCAAUCAUCUCUUGUGGAUUUCCUUAUGUCAAGAAAUUACGUAUUUGCAAGUU